UGUUGACAUUUCCAUGGAAACCCUGGCCUCCGGUUGGGCCUGUGACCCCUGCAACCUCAGCGACCUCAGAGAGGAGCCACCGCCUGUGUGGGAGUCUCAGUCUGCGUUUAACGCCUCAUCUCCUCCCCCUGCUCUGAUGUGGACCAAUCAGCUCUCUCCUCACCUCCACAGAAACAAACUGCUCCAGGACACGCUGCUGCAGAGAGAGGAGGAGCUGGCCCGACUGCAGGAGGAGAACAACAAACUCAGACAAUUCUUCAACUCUUCGUUUGUGAGGAACCUCCAGGAAAAAGCAAAGAAACUAACUGCCAAUGGAGGGAGGAAGCUGAAGAGAAGCCUUAUAAACGAUGAUAAUGGACCUCUACAGCCCCGUGGUCAUCAGCUACUAAACUCCCAAAACAUCAGCAAGAGAGUCUGCAGGAACCUCACUGCCGAGUUCUGCUCUGAGUCCUUUGAGACAUCCUCAUCUUCAGAACCAAACCUGGACCUCUGGGUUCUACGGACACUCGGAUUGAAGGAUCAAGACACCAUCGAUACGUCCAGCGACAUCACCUCUUCCUCUGGAUACAGCACUUUGGUUCAGAAUACUGAGUGCUCUCUGAACUCCUCUUUUGACUCGCCUGAUGCCUCUUCUUCUACACCUUCCUCUUUCCACAACUACUGCCAAACACCUGUUACCGAUUACAGGUACAGUACUGCCAAAAACCAAGACGGACAGUGUCUUAGUCCUGCCAGCUUUUCUCACAGCUGCACAUCUCCUCCAGGCCAACGCUUUGACUUCACUGCCACUGGAACGUUUGAAUCUCCUGAGACUGUGAUCAGGACCUACGACACCUUCACUGCCCUCCAGUCUCCAUCACAAGAUUUCACCACAUCAUCACACCAAGCAGACUGUUCCCAGAUCACUGCCUCAGGAACAGUCCAAACUGUGCAAGGAAACCCAGCAGAACCUCCGAAUUACUGGUCCCCUUUUAGAAGCAGCAAGGCACCAUCUCAGGAACCAAUCCACUUCAGUCCACCUACAGAGGGAGUCCAUUUCUCUCCUCUUGCCUCUUCGAGUCCAGUCCAGUUAAGGAUGCCUGUUCAUGGCAGCAGCCCUACGAGUCCGUCAGAAGGAUCUGCCACUCCUCAGACGCCUCGCAGCCGCACAGAUUUGGCAUUCAGCAUGUGUCUUAGUCCGUCCAGCAGCGUUAAGACCCACAGCUUCCCCCAGGGACAAGCCUUUGUUAGAAAGGACACCGGGGGACGGUGGAACUUCACCUGGGUACCAAGACAAGGACCAUGAGAGUUUACCCUUAAAGGGACUCACUGCUCCAGUUCUUUCAGAACUCUAAAUGGAUGAUGGACUUGUUGCUGUUUUUUAGUUAGUUCUUGGUCCUUCGUGUGGUUUUUCUUUGAUUGGCUGGAGAAAAUGAAGGCACAUUCACUCAUUAAUAUCUCAGUCAAAUUUGCCCAGUGCUUUUGGAAGGCCAUAUUUGUUUGGUCAUGCUGAAAUGUAGAGCUGUAUGUCAUCUGCAUAGUCAUGUGGAUGUAAAAUAGAGGAGACCCCAGGAUUGAGCCUAGGGGAACUCCACAUGUAAUUUAUUUGUCAACUCAGAUGUGAAGUCACCUUUUGACAAAAAGUAUUCCCUGCCCUUUCAGUAAGACUGAAACCAGUUUAGUACAGGACCAAAAAGUGCUGCCAAGUUCCUCAUUGGGUGAAGUAGUAUGUUGUGGUCAACUCUGUUGAAUACAGAACAAAUAUCCAUCAAUACAAAAACUCAACGUCUGCCCCUUGAAAAACAACACACAGGAAAAAAAAAAGGUGCAUAUAGCUUCCUACGCUUUGAAACCUGUGCACUGCCAAAAGGUCCCCGAAAUCAAACUUUCCAAUCAGCCAGUGUUGAACUUGUUGCAGGCUUGUAACACCGUGUCCUAACAGAACACAGGAUAUUGCCCAGCAUUGGACCCUCAAUGUCUGCACUUUAUCACUUAGAUAUUUGAUUCUAUGUCCAUCUAGUGCUUUUAUUUUGAAAAGAUAUUUGACGUACCUUGUGAGCCACAGAUAUGACUGAUGCACUACUACC
Cheilinus undulatus (humphead wrasse) is the source of this 2066-nucleotide messenger RNA. It is a transcript of the gene gmnc, whose product is annotated as geminin coiled-coil domain containing. Gene Ontology annotation, biological process: negative regulation of cell cycle; negative regulation of DNA replication. Gene Ontology annotation, cellular component: nucleus. The coding region runs from base 14 to 1285 and encodes 423 amino acids. The transcript has 4 exons. Lineage: Eukaryota; Metazoa; Chordata; Actinopteri; Labriformes; Labridae. The record is from RefSeq and is a predicted model, not a curated record.